CUGUAUCUAUUAUCUUUUUUAACUUUUUUAUUUUAAAAACAUAAUAUAAUUUAAGAAUAUUUUGUUUCCUUUUUUAAAAGAUAUCAAAUUUGAAAUAAUGAAAUCUUAUUGUUUGGUGAACCUAGAGGUUCACCUUAGGGGGUGAACCCAAGAAUGACUAUUAUUAUAAUUGCCUAAUUGUUUAGUAGUCUCAAUUAGUGAGCGCUAGCCCUUACAUAAGACAUGUUAAGCAGCAUGCUUUAUGCCUCUUAUUCUCUUAAGCCACUAACCUGAGUACCUUGAGGUAGAUUCUCUGGCUAGUUUUAAAGAUAAAAUAAGAAAUGAAAAAGUCCCAGUAUCUUUAACCCCCCUUCCAUAGUUAUAUUCUUGUUUUCUUACAACAUGCACCGCACGUUGUCUCUCCAGCCCUACAAAAACUACAUCAACGUUUCUCUGUUUCAUUCAUGCGCACCAACUCAAAAACAAAUUUUAAAAAGCUGGAAAAUACAUGUAAAACAUAAAGUAUUUUCUGCUUCUUUUGUUUAUGUUAAAGAACAGAGACAAAGUAGAGCGAGUGACUAGUUCUUGAUCUGUACUUUUCUUUUGCUUUCUUCUUUUCCAUUUUUUGGAUUACAUUUUCUUCUUCUUCUUUUUGGUUACAUAUGAUCUGAUAAAAAGAACACAAAAAUAGAGAAAUAAAAGAGUGCGGGGGGAUAGAUAAACUGUGAGGAGUACUUGGGAAUGGUGCAGUCAUUUGGACGUAAACUAAGUUGGCCAAGAUCUUUCAGUUUUAGAAAGAUGUUAGAUGGUCUGAAUUCUGGAAAUUCAUCCUUCUCUUCUCGUGGGGACGGCAGGCAAACACCUGACCACGAACUUGCCGUACAUGCUACACCAUCGGCCCAGGGGACUCGUAGAGGCAACCAAAAUAGAAUAUCAGAUAUGGAAGUGAUGAAGGAAAGAUUCGCAAGACUGCUGCUUGGAGAGGACAUGUCAGGCGGUAGUGAAGGCGUGUCCUCUGCGUUAGCUUUGUCAAAUGCCAUCACCAACCUCGCUGACUCCAUGUUUGGUGAGCAGAUGAAAUUGCAGCCUAUGUAUCCGGAGACAAAAGAGAUUUGGAGGAAAGAAUUGGACUGGUUAUUAUCUGUGGUUGAUCACAUUGUUCAGUUUGUUCCUUCAAAACAAAUGGCCAAAAAUGGGGCAAUCACUGAGAUCAUGGUGACAAAACAAAGAGAUGAUCUGCUGAUGAACAUUCCAGCCUUACGCAAGCUUGACUCGGUUCUUCUCGAGACUUUGGACAACUUCAAGGACCAGAAAGACUUUUGGUAUGUCCCAAGAGAUGUUGAGGAUACAGAGAACAAUGGAGACUGGAGAAGGGAUGACAACUGGUGGUUACCAGUGGUUAAGGUUCCAUCGGAUGGUUUGUCUGAGGAAUCACGUAAACUGUUACAUAGUCAGAAAGAUUCUGUGUCACAGGUCCUUAAAGCCGCCACAGCCAUCAAUGCUGUAGUAUUGUCUGAAAUGCACAUUCCUGACAACUACAUUGACUCUCUUCCAAAGAAUGGGAAGACGAGCCUGGGAGAUUUCCUUUACAAGAACAUAACGGAUGAGUACUUUGAUCCUGACUACUUCAUCUCUUUCUUGGAAUUGUCAACGGAACACAAAGUUCUUGAUCUAAAGAACAGGAUUGAGGCUUCCAUGGUGAUAUGGAAGAGGAAGAUGAACCAGAAAGAGAAAGACGGAAAAUCACAGUGGGGAUCCUCUGUUAGCUUAGAGAAGAGGGAGCUUUUCGAGGUCCGAGCUGAGACCAUUCUGGUUAUGCUUAAGCAGCAGUUCCCUAGGAUCCCACAAUCCUCACUUGAGAUCUCCAAGAUCAGAAACAACAAGGACGUGGGACAGGCUAUUUUGGAGAGCUAUUCAAGAGUAUUAGAAAAUCUGGCUUCAAAGAUAUUGUCAAGAAUAGAUGAUGUUCUUGAAGCUGAUUUGUUAGUUCAAAGACAGAUGAUGGCAGAGGCAGAGAGAAGGUCAGAAAGCGAGGGGGGAUAUGAAUACGAAGAAAGCGAAAAGGGGCUAUCAGCAGAAACGCCAAACUCGAGAAAACUAUCUGACUUCAUAGGGUGGAGAUUGUCAUCAGAUACAAAAAAGCAUAGUUCGAUGAGUGAUAUAGAGUUCUUUUAUAGAACUGAGCAGGAGAAGCCGAUGAUGAAGUCUCCAAGAGCUCUACCCAAGAAACUUUCGUAUCUAUCAAAGUUAGAGAACAUGAGAAGCACGAGUGAGAGACACUGAUAAUGAUAACAGGUAAGUGUAGACGAGAGCAAUAUGUAUAUAGAAGAAGAAAAGAAACAAAAAGAGGGAGCGAGAGAGAGAGAGAGUAGGGGAGGUUAAAGUGUGUGUAAAUAUAAUGAAGGCACUGGUUUAGGAUUUGGACAUGACUAUUGGUGUUUGAUGACAUUUGUGGUACCUACCUGGUUGAUCAUGUUUGGUUUUGCUUGUUUGACUAUUGCUUCCUGUUGUGUACCAUAUUUUGGUUAUUUUGAAGCUAACAGCAUUGUAUUGUAUUAUGAAGCUAACAUUGUAAUGUGUAUAACAUUGAUUCAUGAUGGAUUUUGAAGCUCAAUUGGAUGAUUUGUGUAUUUGACUUUGCUGGUGCUGCCCAUCCUAUCAAAUUAAAAUUAUCAACACAGUCUUGUUACAAAAGUGUUGUCAUAUAUGUAUCCAUUCAUCCUAAAAAUUUCAAAUCCAUUUCUGAUCUUCGUUUAAAUAAUUAUCAAUUCAAAAGUACUGUUUAUUUUAGGGACCCUUUAUUUUAUUCAAAACAGUUCAGAAAAAAUGGAUACGAAAAAGCAGGACAGAACAAAAUAUCCAAAUUAUCUACCUCAUUUAAAAAAAAAAAAAAUUUAAACUCUAUUUCUCAAAAAUUCCUAAGAAUAUACAAAUUUACUCAAGAAAAAUUUAACGUUACCUAAAAUAUCAUAUUAAAUUUUAUUUGUAUUUAAAUAAAUAGAAUUAAUAAUCAAUCAUACAUUGUUGUUUUUUUGGUCAAUCAGUGUUUUUAUUUAUUUUCCAUAUUUUUUGCCCAUAUUUAACUUAUAAUAACGGGGAUAUUCAACGUAAUGGUAUACGAACAAACCGAGCAGAGAGUUCGAUCGCCGGCGGUAAUCAGAAUGAAGGAAGACAUACAGAAAAUGGUGGCCGUAGGGCUCGUGUGGGGAGCCACCAACGCCCUGAUCCGCCGCGGAGCACUCGCCUGGGACAAAAAAUCAUCAUCAUCAUCUUCGACGAUAACAGAGUCUCCUCCUCUUCAGAUCCCAUCAACCUUCCGCCGCAAACUCCUCGCCGCUCUCCGCGACUGGAUCAACCUCCUCCUCUUCUGGCAAUACUCCGUUCCUUUCCUCGUAAACCUCUCCGCCUCCGCCGCGUUCUUCGCCCUCCUCGGCGACUCCCCGAUCUCUAUCGCCGUUCCGGUCACCAACGCCACGACCUUCGCCGCAACCGCCGCGUUCGGGGUUAUUCUGGGGGAGGAAACUCAAAUCGGACUUGCUUUGGUAGGUACGAGCUUUAUUGUAUUUGGAAUCUGGCUUUGCGUUGGUCAUUGAUAAUCAGAUCGAUACUGAUCUGAUCUGUGUGAUUGGAACAUUCUAGAACCGUCACUCUGUUUCCUGUGAGAUAUAGAAUUGGUUUCAUUCUUGUUCUA
Messenger RNA from Brassica rapa (field mustard), 3670 nucleotides. Its product is annotated as rop guanine nucleotide exchange factor 10. Lineage: Eukaryota; Viridiplantae; Streptophyta; Magnoliopsida; Brassicales; Brassicaceae. The record is from RefSeq and is a predicted model, not a curated record. Gene Ontology annotation, molecular function: guanyl-nucleotide exchange factor activity.